AUGAGAUGCUCGUUGGGAGACGGCGUGCAAACGGCGGCGCAGGGACCGGUCGCAUCCGACAGUGCACAUCCGGCACCUGCCGCGCAGCCCGCCGAAGAUCCAGUCAGGGUGUUCGUGGGGGGCCUCCCGUGGAACGUGCCAGCCUCGGAGGUCGCCGCGGCGGUCAGGGCGGUGCUGGCGGACGUGCCGGGGGUGCGCGUCGACGUCCGGGGCUUCGGCGACGCGCCCCGGCGCGCCCGCGACGCCGACAAGCACCACCAGGGCACUGGCUUCGUGACGAUCCCCACUGCGUCCGCCCGCGGAGCAACCGCAGAAACGUUCGCCGCGAGGCUGCACGGCGCGGACCUGGGGAUCCCCGCGGCGCCGGGCAUGCUCAUCCGCGCCGAGCCGGCGCACCCGCCGCCCGCGCCGCCCGCGCCCGCCCCGUCGGACGCGGCGUCGGACGAAGAGCGGAGGCGGAUGCGCGAGCACAAGCAGCGGCAGCGGCGGCGGCGCGUCGAGGCGCGGAUGGCGCUGUUGCGCGCCGCGAUCGAGGGGAUCCCACACCCCGGGGGUCCCGACGCCCAGGAGCGCUGCGUCAGGCUGGCUGACGCGCUGGGAGAUGAGACACCCCCCAUCGACUGGGCGAGGAUGCCGUCGGCGGCGGACCCCGCGAUCGACCCGGUCGCCGGCAGGGCGCUCGGGGGCCACGCGGACGCUGGGUCGUCGGGUCGCGCGCUCGGGCCGGGGGGCGAGCUGCCGCUGCGUGCACUGCGCAAGCGGUGGCAGGCGGAGAGCUUCGCGCUGGCGCUCAAGGCCAUGGCCGGCGAGGACGCGCGCGCGAGAAGGCUGCGCGUGGUGGACUUCGCGACGGGCACGGGGAACCUAUGCCUCCCCCUGGCGCACGAGUUCCCGUCGUGGGAGUUCCUCGGCGUGGAGAUGAAGCCUGCGGCGGUCGACCUGUUUCGGAGACGCGCGGCCGACGCGGGGCUGGCGAACGUGCGCGGCGUGGUCGGGAUGAUCGAGGCCUUCGAGGAGCCGUUCGACAUCGCGCUGGCCCUGCACGCGUGCGGGAACGCGACGGACUACGCCCUGUGGCGCGCGGAGCAAGCGCGCGCUGCCUUCCUGGUGUGCCCGUGCUGCGUCGGGAAGCUGCAGUUCUCCCUCGCCGGCGGCUCCGCGUUCUCCACGAAGCACCGCGAGUGGCAGACGCAGGACGGCAGCCAGGCCCCGCAGGGCAUGUCUGCGGGGCGUGCCGUCGAGGGCGGUGCGUCGACGGUGACCGUGCAGGGCGUCGAGGUGCCGCAGAUUGGGCACCCGCGGUCCGCGUGGAUGCGUGGCGCUUUGGGCAGCGGCGCGGAGGAGGCGUUCGGCGCCAUGGCGAAGGCUGGAGACAUCGCGCACGGCGCGGCGCACUCGGACAAGGCCGGCGGACACGCCCACGAGGACCUCGCGCGGCUGUGCAAGACCCACUUGGAGCUCGACCGGCUCGAGCGGAUGAGGGAGGCGGGCUACCGGGUGAGUCUGCUGCGUCUGCUCAGGGACGAGCAGACGGGCAAAGGCGACCUCCUGCUGGGAGUUCCUGAGCGGCGGGAGGAGGAUCUCGGGCUGUCCUGGCCAUGGCAGGGGCUGUGA
This is a messenger RNA of Pedinophyceae sp. YPF-701, 1614 nucleotides long. The record is from the annotation of a GenBank genome assembly. NCBI's taxonomy places the organism in Eukaryota, Viridiplantae, Chlorophyta, Pedinophyceae.